Erinaceus europaeus (western European hedgehog) is the source of this 2314-nucleotide messenger RNA. It is a transcript of the gene CEACAM1, whose product is annotated as CEA cell adhesion molecule 1. The transcript has 9 exons. The record is from RefSeq and is a predicted model, not a curated record. Gene Ontology annotation, cellular component: cell surface; plasma membrane. Lineage: Eukaryota; Metazoa; Chordata; Mammalia; Eulipotyphla; Erinaceidae. Gene Ontology annotation, molecular function: protein tyrosine kinase binding. Gene Ontology annotation, biological process: signal transduction; regulation of immune system process. The coding region runs from base 131 to 1738 and encodes 535 amino acids.
UGCCUAGUAGGAGACUCAACACAGAAGGAGGAAGCACCUCAGAGCUGACACUCAGGAGCAGCUGUGCUGGGAGCAUUUCUGGAGCCCAAGCUCUUCUCUCAGAGGGAGGACACAGCAGGCAGCAGCCCCCAUGGUGCCCCCCUCAGCCCCUUCUCACAGAGGGUCUGUCCCCUGGAAGGGGCUACUGCUAGCAGUCUCUCUCAUAACCUUCUGGACCCCACCCACGACCACCCAGCUGACAGUGAAGUCAGUGCCGGCCAACAGGACCGCCCCGCUGACUGUGGAGUCAGCGCCGGCCAAUGCUGCUGAAGGAGAAGAUGUUCUCCUCCUCGUCCACAAUCGGCCUGAGAACACUAUAGGCUUCAGCUGGUUCAAAGGGGAAAGUGUGGAGUCAGCCCAUCAGAUUGCAGGAUAUGAAAUAGCCACACAACAAACGACCACUGGGCCUGCACACAGCGGCCGAGAGACACUAUACACCAAUGGAUCCCUGCUGUUCCAGAAUGUCAGAAAGAAUGACACAGGCUUCUACACGCUACAUGUCAUUAAGAGUGGUCUUCAAAUUGAAACAGUCAUUGGGCAAUUUCAUGUUUUUGAGGAUUUAUCUAAAGUCAACUUCACCAUCACGAGCAACAACUCCAGCCCAGUGGAACACAGUGACACUGUGGUGUUGACAUGUGACUCUAAGAUUCAAGACACAACCUACCUGUGGUUCAUCAACAAUCACAGUCUCCCGGGCAGUGCCAGGCUGGAGCUGUCCAAGGACAACAGGACUCUCACUUUAUUCCAUGUCACAAGGAAUGACACAGGACCCUAUGAGUGUGAAGUUCAGAACCUAGUGAGUGCCCACCGCAGUGACCCACUCACCCUGAAUGUGCUCUAUGGCCCAGAUGCCCCCACAAUUUCCCCCCCAGACUCUUAUUACCUUGAAGGGGCAGCGCUCAACCUCUCCUGCCAGGCAGCCUCUAACCCACCUGCACAGUAUUUUUGGUUCUUCAAUGGGGAGCUCCAGCAAUCCACACAGAUGUUCUUCAUUGCCAGCCUUGCUAUGAAUAAUAGUGGAAACUAUACCUGCCUCGCCAACAAUUCUGACACUGGUCUCAACAAUCACACAGUCAAGACUAUCCAAGCCCUUGAGCCAGUGACAAAACCUUCCAUCCAAACAUACAACAUCACAGUCACAGAAAAUGACGUUGUGAACCUGACCUGCCUCACUAAUGACAUUGGAGUCUCCAUCCUGUGGUUCUUCAACCAGCUGAGUCUGCCGCUCACAGAGAGGAUGAAGCUGUCUCAGGGAAACAGCACCCUCACCAUAAAGCCCAUCAGGAGAGAAGAUACGGGGGAUUAUCACUGCAUGGUCACCAACCCUGUCAGUUUCAACAAAAGUGACACCCUCAAGCUGGUUGUGAAAUAUAAUCCUGAGUUACAUUCUGGCCUCUCAGCUGGAGCUAUUGCUGGCAUCGUGAUUGGAGUCCUGGCUGGAGUGGCUCUGAUCGCAGCCCUGGUGUACUUUCUGUAUCUCAGAAAGACUGGAGGGGCAAGCGACCAUCACCAACUCUCAGAACAAAAACCCUCAGCCUCCAACAACAGUCAGGACCACUCUGACAACCCACCAAACAAGAGUGAUGAAGUUACAUAUUCUAUCCUGAACUUCAAUGGCCUGGAAGCAAAGAAACCAACUUCACCUCCUCCAUUCCCCAUAUCCACAGAAGCAGUUUAUUCAGAAGUGAAAAAAAAGUAAUGCAACCUGUCCAGGCUUUUCAUCCCCUUCAUUAGGAGAUUCCAUUCCCCCCAGGGAAAAAAGGAGGAAAAGUCUCCCACCAUCUCACCCCAGCAACAGCCACUCCCCACUGCUGCACCUUCUGACUGCCUGGUCAUGGCCCUGCCCUUCAGUGUCAACAGAGGAAAAAGCGCAUCCUGGACUCUGCAGGAAACCCAGUCACCCUUGUCAUUGAGCUUUAACAAAGCCAACUUUGGGAGGGAGUUUUCUGAAGCUCCUGUUUCUUACACAAUGCUGACCUAGACUGGUUUUAAAGUUACCUUAUCAGACAGAGGUCGACAUGAGUUUGCCAUGACCUUAUCCACUGAAAAGCUGAGAAGAAUGAGGAAAAGACACACUUAUCCCGAGGCCAGAUGGUGAUGCAACUAGAUAAGUGCCUGUAUUACCAGAAUCAGGACCCAGGUUCAAGCCCCUGGUCCCCACCUGCAGGGGGAAAGCUUCACAGGCAGUGAAGUUGUGCUGCAGGUGUUUCUCUGUCUCCCUCUUGAAUUCUCUUUGUUCUAUCAAAUAUUAAAGUUAAAAAGAAAGAAAACCUUA